Messenger RNA from Drosophila sulfurigaster albostrigata, 2578 nucleotides. RefSeq lists its product as uncharacterized. Lineage: Eukaryota; Metazoa; Arthropoda; Insecta; Diptera; Drosophilidae. Gene Ontology annotation, molecular function: long-chain fatty acid-CoA ligase activity. Bases 764 to 2347 code for a protein of 527 amino acids. The transcript is spliced from 5 exons. The record is from RefSeq and is a predicted model, not a curated record. Gene Ontology annotation, biological process: fatty-acyl-CoA biosynthetic process; long-chain fatty acid metabolic process.
AUAUAUUAUACUAUGAGACUAUAAGAACUCUAUAAAUAAACGUGUUGUGAAAUUAAUUAAAAACUCACCGCACUCUCAACAUUUAACCAAAUCUACAUUUUAUCUUUGAUAUUCACUUAAUUAUACCCUCUUAUGCACAGACACAAAAACAAGGUAUAUUGUAAUUUAAGUUAUUCAAAUGAGAACACAAGUGAGCACAAGUAUGAUGAAUAAUAUAAUUACAGAUGACCAACCAAAUAACUGCUUUGUAAAUAAUUGAAUUGAUAUUCUGAAAUUAUGUCAAGCAAUUUCAAUUUGUCAACUUGCUGUCUUACAAAUGACAAAUGGAAUUAACAAAUGCAAAAUUAUCAAUGUAAAAGGAAACAUUCCGAAUCAUUUAAACAUGAAUGUAUGACAAUCUAAAUCUUGGCACUUAACAAAGUUGUUAAACUUGUGAAAAUCUAUUAAUUGCACAAACAUAUCUCUUGAUUAGCUUUGAAUUUCAUUCAAUGAAAUACGCAAAUUGAUAAUUAUAGGGUAUGCACAGCUGUAUUAAGAAACUUUAAUCUUUUCGCUUUCGUUUUUAGAUGUACGUUAUAAAUGAUAAGCUAUAAUAUCUAUAAGUGUUAAGUGUUUUGGUUGAGCAUAUUUUCUUGUGAUUUGAUAAAAGAACUAACCGUGGGGUAACUUCGUAUUGAUAAGGCAAUAAAUGACGAUUCUGUGGUUAGUCUAUUUAAAGACUUUGGAUCGCACAGAACGUCAAAGUUGACAAAUCUUUUUUGCAAUGACAGUGACCUGGGAUAGUGUUAACAAGCUCUGGAGUGGUCCUGAAAGAUCCUCCAUGUACAGUGAUGACACUUCAGUGGGUAGAAUUAUAUUCAAUACCAUGAAGAAUUAUCCCAAGAAUGUGUGUCAGAUAUCAGAUAGCGAUGGCAUUGUUGUGACCAACGAGGAGGCCAUCACCUGGGCAAUUCGCAUUGCCCAGCAUCUGAAGCAACGUGGCCUGGAUCACAGAAGUGUCGUCGGUGUCGUGGGCAGGAAUACAACCUAUGUGAUGCCGAUGGGUUUGGCAUGCCUGCUAAAUGGCACUCCAUUCCACGGAGUAAAUCCUAUUUUCGAUGAAGAGACUCUCAAAUACAUGUACGGCAUAACACGACCUGCAUUGAUAUUCUGUGAUGCACAAUUUUAUGAUAAGGUUCAUGCAGCCACCAAGGAAUGGAAUCCCGAAAUUAUAUUGCUUUCUGGCCACAUUGAAGAUGUUCUGACUAUUGAAAGUCUGUUGACCAAAACUGCUACUGAAAUGUUUUAUCAACCGGAACCACUUAAAGAUGGCAGUGAUCAGACCAUUGCUAUACUCUGCUCCUCUGGCACCACGGGUUUGCCCAAAGCUGUCUGCGUUUCAAACAAUGUGUUGGUGCAGGACAAAAUGCUGGUCAAUAGCGAAACCAUAUUCUUCAUCACAAGCGGCUUGGAUUGGAUAAGUGGCCUGUGGGCUUUCCUUUUCAGCACCUUCUUUGGCAGCACUCGCAUCAUCACAGACCAACCCUUCUCCCCGGAAUACUUUGUGAGAUUGGUGCAUAAAUAUAAAAUCAAUUAUGCCACCUUGGCUCCGGUGCAUUUGGCUGCCAUUGCCGCCUGCAAAGAAGCCACACCCUUGGCACUCGCCUCGAUGAGAAAUCUUAACUAUGGCGGUGGCAUUUUGUCGCAAUCGACACUGCAACGCAUACAGGAAUUAUUCACGGAAGCUACUUACAAUUCGGGUUAUGCCAUGUCCGAAGUUGGCAUAGUUACAAUGAGUUUUGGCAUCCGCAAUGCAGCAACAGCUGGCCAUCCAAAUCCGGGCAUUAAGAUACGCAUUGUCGACGAGUCUGGAAAGAGAUUAAGCCAUAAUGAGGUGGGUGAGAUCUAUGUGCAUACGGGUAAGCGUUGGAAUGGCUACUAUGGCAAUCCAGUUGCCACACGGCAAAUGCAAGACUUUGAAGGUUGGAUUCAUACGGGAGAUUUGGGUUACUUUGACAAUGACAACAAUCUAUAUAUUGUGGAUCGCAAAAAGGAAACCCUCAAAUACAUGGGCAUUCAUUAUUGGCCCACGGAAAUUGAGAAUGCAAUUCUGGAGUUGCCACAAGUCAAGGCUUGCUGUGUCAUUGGUGUUCCCGAUGAUCUAAUUGGCGAUGCAGCUGGUGCUUUGGUGCUCAAGAAUCCCGAUUGUGAGAUUAGCGAAAAGGAAAUCGUUGACUAUGUGAUCAAGCGGCUGCCGGUUGAAACAAAGCAUCUGCAUGCUGGAGUUCGUUUCGUGGACAGAUUGCCAUUCAAUGCCAAUGGCAAAUUCAUGCGUAAACAAGGACUCGAAAUGUUUCUGGCACAAUAAGUGGACUAUGUGAUUGGGAGUGAGACAAGCGAUGUUUAACUCUAUUAUAUAUAAUUAAUUUUUAUAAUUGUUAUGAUUUUCAAAGAGCUUAGAUUUGGGAAAUUGAAAAAGUUGUACUGUUUCAAAAUUAAUCUUAAAAAAUAAUUCGGAAAUUUCGUUAAAAAGUUAAGUUUUCCCAAAAGCCUCUUGAACAUUUAUAUUUUAAGCUUUCAGAUGAUCAGCAAAUAAAUA